This is a messenger RNA of Lingula anatina, 3016 nucleotides long. RefSeq lists its product as uncharacterized. Gene Ontology annotation, cellular component: nucleus; site of double-strand break. The record is from RefSeq and is a predicted model, not a curated record. Gene Ontology annotation, biological process: regulation of DNA-templated transcription; double-strand break repair. Gene Ontology annotation, molecular function: DNA-(apurinic or apyrimidinic site) endonuclease activity; protein binding; 3'-5' exonuclease activity. NCBI's taxonomy places the organism in Eukaryota, Metazoa, Brachiopoda, Lingulata, Lingulida, Lingulidae.
CUCUGAGGAGGAAGAAGAGAAAGUUAAAAAAGGUCAAAAGAACCAAAAGAAAAAUGGUAAAUCAGGAAAGAAGAGAAGACCAUGUUUGCUAGGAAAAGCAUGUCACAAAAAAAACCCAGGCCACUUUAAUGAAUUCUGCCAUCCCGGUGACUCUGACUAUGGCAGUGAUGGAGAGGAGGAGAGUGAAGACAAAGAAGAGGAAGAAGCAAAUGAAAGCACAAGGAAAACCCCACAGAAGACUAAAGGCAAUAAAGACAAAAAAGGAGAUGAAGAAGAAGAAGAAGAAGAAGAAGACCACGAAGAUGAUGGCAAAGAGGAUGAGGAGAAUGAGCCUGAGGAUCAGGGCAAAGAAUCGGAUCCUGAGGAGCAGGAAGGGUCUGAUUAUGACCCAGAGGGAGAGGAGGGGGAUACUAAAAAACUUAACAAAGAGUCCAAAGGCAAAAGCAAAAAGGCAGUAAAACCUGUUCGAACAAAGUGAGACAAUGGGAAAACAGGAACUUGACAAUGCGAUUUUUGGUAACCUUGUGUUACUAAAUCUUCACAGGUGGAAUAUUCAUCAUGAAUGUUGUCAAGGGCUUUUUUUUUUCAACAUUGAUUUCUAUGUACAUUAAGCUCGAAACAGCUGCAAUUCCAAACAUUUUCAGCAUCUCUGCUCUUGAAAAGAAGCCCAAAUUUUACACAAAUUCUGAAAGUCGACCAUUGCCCCUGAGCAGGUGGCUCGCCUUACACAAGAUUUUCAGUUAUCAAGAAUUGUUUAUUUUAAAAUUUCCUUUAGAGCUCUCAAGCUCAGGGUGGCAAUCAAUAGUUUUUACAUAAUUUCAAGGGUAUUUUUUUCAAUUCCCCUGGUGCUGCACAAUAACCCUAAGUAAGAAACACCAGCAUUUCACAAUGACAUAUGUCAGUAAUGGUUAGACGUAUGCUUCCAGUUUUAAUUGUUGUACAUGUCAAAUUUAUUAGUCUGUAUGUUAUUCUUAGAACCAAGAAUUAUGAUUUGUCUGUUGUAAAUAUUUGAGCUAGGUUGUCAUUUUUGGGCAAUUUCUGAUGCUCUGCAUAUUUGCUUUCAUUUUAUUCCUUUCUCCCAGUUUUACAUGACAGUUUAUGAAACCUUCUGUGUUUUAAGUCUGCAAACAACUCCUAGUUUUAAGCAUUUCCAAAAUGAUGUGCACCCUUUAUAUAACAGUUUCAAACAGUAUUUUAUCAGAAUUUAUAAUAUUAAAUCAUAUCUGUUAUGAUCAACAACAAGAUAAGAUUUAUGUGUGGGUCAUUCCACAAAAAAGUUAUUUGUGUCAUGGCAGUAUCUUAAAUUACUGUUGAUUUCUUUCCAUAUUGGAGGGUACUAUUAUAGCAUAAAUUACGAAAAUAAGUUGGGAUAAUGCAGAUAUUGUACAAAAUAUGUGCAUCACUGACCUGAUGCAAAUGUCCAUUUUUUUGUGGAAUAACCUGCCUACAAAAUAGUUGUUGUUACAUUUGUGGAAUAUAACAGAAGAGAUUUAAUGCACGUGCCUAUACAUUUUUAUUGCAGAUUGAAGUUUUGACCAGUCCUGUGGGUUUUAGGUGAUAGACUAGGUAGAUAUUAUUUCAACAGCACCUUAGAGACUAUUCCCAGGGAUAUCGUACUAACUUUGGAUUGAUCUAUCUCCAAGGGGAUUCUCACUGUAUUGCUGUCAACUUAAGCGGCUUAAUGUCUGUCACACCUACUAAAGUUGUUAGGGGGUAAUUAACUUCUGGAGGCUGAGUUAAUUACCCCAUAGCUGAUUCGAAAGGCGUGACAGACAUCUAAGCUGCUUAAGUUGGUAGUGAUUUAACGUGAAUCCCCAUGGAAAUACACCAAUCCUGUUGGAUCGAUCUAGGCAUGGAAACCCAGUCUUGCAUUUUUCCAUUUCCUGCAGCACUUCAUCACUGGUGAAAAUAAAACUGUAGAAGGCUACCCAUGAUUUACAACACUGCCUUCAUUCAAAAUGUAUGUUGGUGUUGGCAAUGUGUUCUUGACUACCAAAAGCUACCAUUUCCCCAUCAAGCACAGCAGAACCAAUCUUGUCUGCUGCCUUGUCAUUUUGGGUUUGUUUCUGUACAUCUGUCCGUCCAUUGGUCAAAAUUGUGCCCCCUACCUGUGAACUUUCUCAAAUGAGAAGUUCUCUCCUAGCAAUUGUUCAUUCUUUUCUUUAAGCAAGUUGUUAUUAUUUCAUUUGAAGAUGACCAAAGCAGUUAAACUCUGUGAGGUUUGGUAGCUUUUGUAAGCAGUCAAGAUGUGGUGUUCUUUGCCUAUGAAGCUCCCAAAUAACCCUGUUGUAUGAACUUUUUGGGCAGCAACUUCAUGAAGUAAAAGGACCAAAUUAACAAGCCUUGCUAACUUAAGUUGUUUUUUCAAUACUUAUGAUGCUCAAACAUGGCUUCCUUUUGUACUGCAGCUUUCUCCAGUAGAAAUUCUGGUUGUUUUUGUAUUUGUAAAUAGUCAUACAUGGGCUUUUUUUAAUUUUACACAAUUCUAAAGUUUGCAUCUGUACCAUGUAAUACUUGCCUCUUUCUAAUGACAAACAUUUUAUUUGUAAUUAUACUGACAACAUUUAUUGCAUUAUAAGGUUUCUUUUGAUAGACCUUUUUAUUGUAUAAAUAUUUUGCUUAAAAUGGUUUGAAAUGUUCUUAAGUGAACCAGAGCUGUAUACAGAGAGACAUUAUCAGUGCGUUGAUUCAAACUAGUCGUUAUUUCAGCAGACGAUCAGUAUUGUCACCAUGUCUUGUUCAGUUCCAGGAGGCAUAAGACGAUAUCGAAUGACAUUUUAAAUAUUGUGCCGGGAGACGGGGGUUCCAUCUUUAAUGUAGCUGUAUUGUAAUAUGCUUAGUUUGUUUUGGUGAACCUCUUGAAGAAAGUUUUGGUAAAUGAGGCCGAUAUAAAUCUGUAGUUUUUCAAUGUGGCACAUGCAAGAAUCAUAUAAAUGUAGUCUGUAAGGUCAGUGCUAGGUUAUCAUAGUGGAAUAUAUAUUUGUAGUAUAGACAAAUAAAUGUACAUUUCGUAGUA